Messenger RNA from Acanthopagrus latus (yellowfin seabream), 3094 nucleotides. RefSeq lists its product as uncharacterized. Bases 617 to 2245 code for a protein of 542 amino acids. The transcript has 10 exons. The record is from RefSeq and is a predicted model, not a curated record. NCBI's taxonomy places the organism in Eukaryota, Metazoa, Chordata, Actinopteri, Spariformes, Sparidae.
CGGCAGAGUCUGACUCACAAAGAGACCAGGCCGACUAAGGCAAGCCGUUUUAACAUGUAAUCCAACCACACUCCUAUCUGUAAUUGCAUUUUAGAUAGCCACAACAGCAUCUCUCCUAGUCAAAAUUGUAUUCUCACUAGUCAGAAUGGUAAUUAAAGAUAUCCGCAAUAACAUUCUUACUAGUAGAAAUGUUAGCUUAAUAUAUCUACAACUUUGAUUGUUUUAGUCAAAACUAAAUUUAAGAUAUCUAAAAAUCCUUAAAAAGUAUAAGUGCUAGUCAUCCCAGUAAGAAUUCACUUGCAGAUAUCCAGAAUGUUCAUUCUAGAUAUCCAGAAUGUCACUGUGGAUAUCUGAAAUUAAAAGGCCAAUACACAUGAAUGGCAAACGUGACGUCAUUUGUCCUCAGAAGAAUGUCAUUGUGAACAUCUGAAAUGUUCUUUUGACUAGGAAGAACUGAAUUACAGAUAUCUGCAAUACAUAUCCAGUCUAACUAUUAAAUGUUAAAACGGCUUGCCAUAGGCCAACAGCUCGUGAACUGUCUGCACCACUGCUUUUGAGUCAGGUAAAACUUUGAAGAACAUUCUCCAGCUGUUUUGGGUCUUGUUGUCUUUUCAAAAUGGAUGUCAGCAUCGCCGUGUCACUUAUCCGAGGCCAGAUGGGGGCCGUGGUCGAGCGAGCAGUGAACGGAGCGGUGGAGACGGUGCUGGCAGAGAUGCUCAAAGUGGUGGGGAUCAAGUUUGAGGAGCUAAAGGCCCAGGUGGCGCUGAUGAAGAGGGACCUCACGGCGCUGCAGAGGGAAAAGGCCCUGAAAGAGAAGGAGAAUGACAAUAUUCGAGCCAAGCUGCGCUACACCGAGCUGAAGCUGAAGUACUACCGGCAGGGAGUGGAAGAGGAGCUGCAACAGAGGGCAUCCGCCUCCACUGUGGUCCGCAUCCAACCGUCAACCUUCCACCAGGCUCAGAGAGGUAGUGCUGGAGUUUCUUCCACGGAGACCUCUUCGCCAUGCUCGACUCAGACCAGUACCUCUGAGGGACCACUUACAAGAAGCAAUCAAGAAUGCACCUCCCCACAGGGCACGAUCAGGCAUACCGUCAGAGUGAACUGUCAUUCAGAUGCGGGAGUUGCCAGCUCAGACACAUCUGACUUACUGCUGCCUGUGUCACUCUCUGUGGACAGCAGUACAGUUUUGUUCUGUCCCACUGAGCAAGACAAAGCUCAGUGCAAGGACGACGAUCAGGAGGAUGACGACUGUGAGUGGACCAUCUCUCUACAACCACAAAUAGAAGGCGUGGACACCGUCGAGGCCCCUUCUCCAGUUCAGGCCCAGACUCUGGAUCCAGGACAGCAGCCAGGUGCUGGCUCAUUGUUCCCGGAAGGUUCCCCCCAGGCUGAUAGCUCCACUUUGCACUCCUCUGCUCCACAGGUGAAGCAGGAGGUGGAGGAGGUCAUCUGUAUCAAGGAGGAGCCAGAGGAUGAGCAGGAGGAGGCCAACCUGCUGCUGGACUAUCAGGUGGAGCAGGAUCAUCUUCCAGAGUCCGAGGCUCAGAGUUCAGUGACAGAAUGGUCUGGCCAGAGAAAUCACACCACAGCCUUCAGCUCAGCCGGACCAAGCACCUAUGCAGUGCCUCAGCCAGCAGCCCCCCUGCUGUCGAUGGUGUCCUUGCCACCUGGUAUCCCACCUCGCCAGGGGGUGCGGCCCUGGACUAAAGACCUCAGCCUUUAUGAAGAAUAUAAAUUGCGCAGGAAUGAGCUCCGCCGGCGAAGCCUCAACAGACGCAGAGAGCUGGAGAAGACGCUGCCUCAGCCUCUGCUAGCAGAUAUGGUGCGAGAGCGUCGAGAGAAAACCAGACUGAGGGUGGCGAGAUGGAGGGCAAAAAGGAAACUCCAGGCCUGUAUUAACCAGGCUCAGGCUCUAGGUGGUGCUGCAGGUCUUUCACAAACUGGCUUUCCUAUCAGCAGCCAGCAUCAGCAGCACAGAGUGCAUCAUGCUGCCACCUCCAGUGCUCAGCAGAGACAGAGUUCUGGACAGUCUCACUCCAACAUCUUCCUCAACAUAUCGGCAGCAAACAGCAUCUCUACCAGUCUUCCUCCCAUACCUACGACCUCCUCCUCUUCUCUGCUCCUCAGAGGCCCCAACAUGGCCAAAAAUCAGCACACUGUGACAUCAUCCUCAUCCUCUUCCUACCCCCAGGUCAGCCUAUCGCGGCAGAGUAUCUCCCUGACAGACGCAGAUGUCUUGCAGUGAGAUGUUUGUUGGUGCUGAGGAGAAGGCGCCUGCAGAAUGUGCUCAGUCCAGGAGUGGUGAUGCAGCCAUCUUUGUGUUGUCAGCCACUGGAUCUUACCCACUUAAACUCUUUAUCAUUUUGUUAACAACUUGCUCACAUAACACUGAAUUUCCUUCCACAACACAUUAGAAGUAGAGGCUGGGACUACAAGUGAAUUCACUUCUUUACUGAGCAUAGAUGACAGUGUUCCAUCCCAUCUGGACUGAACCAUAUGUACAGACAAAAUAAUGAGAGCCCCUGGUAUGGAUCACCUUAUUGUUGCUAUUAUGCAUCAUAGGAACUCUUAUACCCUCCUUUUCCAUCAGCUACAUAUAACAUCCAGUAGACUGAGACAGGCACUGUAAACUCAUUAAAUGUGAUACAAUUCUCUAUCCGUCCUGUACAAAAAAAAAGUUGUUUGAGUUGAUUGAAAUAUUGUACCACAGGGACAGUAUUGUUGUCUCAUUGUUCUUUAAGUGUGCAUGUGACUGUCUUUUAAAUGUUGGACAGAAAUUGUUUUACAAUGUGUGGGUCAUUGUAAUUAGUGCACUUUGUUGUGGAGCUGAAAUAUGUGAAAGACACACUUCUACUUGGCAGAGUACACAGAGAAGUAACCAGUCAAAUAUUAUUGUCUUUGACAGAUGCUGACUGAAGAGUUGUUCACUAGAAACAUGUCACAUCUGCAAACAGCAUAAAUACUGUUGGUGCUCUUUUUAUUUUAUUUGUCAGUCAACCAAAAGAACAAAGUCGCUCUCCAGGUAAAAAUGAGAGGCCUGAUGCCUUGUUCAGUUCUAAUAAAUGCAGUUAAAAUAAAUACUGCGUUGAACCUU